UAUAACCAUGGGAGACUGGAAUUUCCUCGGAGGCAUUUUAGAGGAGGUCCACAUUCAUUCCACCAUUAUUGGAAAGAUUUGGCUAACAAUCCUCUUCAUAUUUCGAAUGCUUGUCCUUGGAGUGGCAACUGAGGAUGUUUGGAACGAUGAACAAUCAGAAUUUAUAUGCAAUACUGAGCAACCUGGUUGUAGAAACGUGUGCUAUGAUGAGGCCUUUCCCAUCUCUCUCAUAAGAUACUGGGUCUUGCAAGUCAUAUUUGUGUCUUCCCCUUCCUUGGUGUACAUGGGUCAUGCUUUAUACAGACUAAGAGCCUUGGAAAAAGAGAGGCAAAAAAAGAAAGCUCAGGUAAGAGUGGAACUUGAAAGCACUGAAUUAGAAAUGACUGAAAAUCGGAAAAGGCUGGAGAGAGAGCUCCGGCAGCUGGAUCAAAGAAAACUAAACAAAGCACCCCUGAGAGGCUCUUUGCUCUGCACUUACGUGAUACAUAUUUUCACAAGAUCUGUAGUGGAAGUCGGUUUUAUGAUUGGGCAGUAUCUUCUUUAUGGCUUUCAUCUAGAUCCCCUUUAUAAAUGUCAGAGAGAUCCAUGUCCAAACACAGUUGACUGCUUUGUAUCUAGACCAACAGAAAAGACAGUGUUCAUAUUAUUCAUGCAAUCAAUAGCGACUGUAUCACUGCUUUUAAAUAUCCUAGAAAUUAUCCAUCUAGGGUUCCGAAAAAUUAAAAUGGGACUAUGCGGGCCGAAUAAAAACAAGGAUGAUCCUGACAAUUUCUACGUAAACAAAUCUAAGAAAUACUCUGUGAUACCACACUCUUCUUUGGGAAUAUCCACCACCCCUCAAAAGACUCUUCCUUCUGCACUUAGUGGUUAUUCCUUUUUAAUGGAAAAGCAAACCGACGCUGUGGUCUACCCGGGUCUAAAUUCUCCUCCCAUGUUUCAGUCUGUGCAGAAUAACUGUACAGAACACAGCAGCAAUUACACCCAUCGCAAUCAGGAAAAUAAAUCACCAAAGCAAAGGCCGGCUACAAAUGCUUUAGACAAUCAGACUCAAAAUACCAGCACAAAUAAUAAUGAAGGCUUCCUUGGCGAGCUUGGGACCGAAGCACAUGAUGCUCAAAAGGAAGCUGAAAAGAAACAUUUCCUUGGUGGUACUCAGAAUGCAGAUAUAGCUUCAAGCAUGUGCUUCAGAAGCUUUGCUGAAAUGCCACCUCAAACUUCACUGCAACCCGAUGCAAAUUUUCCUAUUACUGGUUUCAGAAGACAACAUGGAAUCUGUUCGUCUUGGAAUUGCUCAGCAAUGGUUGAGAGUGCAGGUGCUUCAACAAAUUUUCUUCCGAAGAACAGCAACAGUAGACAAAGCAGUUUCAGUGCCAACAAAGCCCAACCUCCAUAUAAUGCUGGUGUAAAAAAUUCUAGCCGACCAGACACUCCUGACUCUACAGGGGAGGUGAGCUCAGAAUCUAAACAAAGUAGAAACUGUGAUAGUCCUAAGCCUUCCUCUCUGUCUAGGCGACUGUCACUGUCAAGUAAUGCCAGCAGCAGGCGUGCCCCCACUGACCUGCAAAUAUAGAGUGAGUUAACCUGUGAAUCACAGUAGUCAAUGCCAGGAUAAUUACUGAACUUUGCAACAUAAGCAAGACCUCGGUGUAAGAGUAGCUAAAUCGUUCAACUUUAACCAGCUGUUUCACAUAGAUAGAAAAGUUGUGUAGCCCUUUGAAUAUUAGCUAAGUAACUUUUAAACAGUCUCUUUACUUCCUUUGUAAUGAAAGGGUGGCUUAGACCUCAGUGUGUAACUUCUACACUACCUGUCCAGCUAAAAAGGAAAACAUACAGUGUAUAACUCCACGUAUUAGGAAAAGUCAGGCAUAAAACCACAACUAAUACUAUUUAGACAGAAUAAAAGUAGAAGACAAACUUUACAGUCUAACAAUAUAUUUUAUGAAGACCAGUAAAUGAAAUUAGGCUAAAGAUGGCACUGGCUCUCUCUGGAGAAAUUAAUUAUAGGUAAACAUGUUCCUGCUUAACCUCUCUGAGAAUUCAAAUAGACAUUUGACAGCUGUCUGAAAGGAGAAUGUCAAACAUAUUCCGUUGUUUGAACUGUGUUAAAUAUAAAAAGAACAAAACAUUUGAUACAUGAAUCACUAAUUCUUUGACUCCAAGGUACGCUUUUUUCAGUGUAUCACCACUGACUUCCUCAGCAGAAAAAUCAGAGUGAAUCUCUCAUAGUAUACUAUUACUGUUAGAUAAACUAUUACAUUUCUAAAGCAUCAUGAAUUACAAAUGAGUUGUAAGCUUUAAUACUGUGAUUUUGCAUAAAACUAAAAAGAUAGCAAUUAUUUUUUUUUCAGGAGACAAGUUACUGAAAGUUAUUAAUCAGAAAUUUUGGAUUUCACAAACCAGAGGCCUUACUACGGUAAAAAAAAGGAAAGAAAAAAAAAAGAAGAAAAUGUUGGUACCUUCCUACUUUCAGUUACAAUGUCGAAAAACAUAAAAGGUUUAUCAAACUGAAAGACUACUCCUUUUCUGGAUGCUACGGGGUCUGUCUGUCCCCUGAAUUCUGGCAAACUUUUAAUUCAAAG
Molecule: messenger RNA, 2579 nt
Organism: Phalacrocorax carbo (great cormorant)
Lineage: Eukaryota; Metazoa; Chordata; Aves; Suliformes; Phalacrocoracidae
Source: RefSeq, a predicted model, not a curated record